AUGGCUACUCCUGAAGAUUUAAAGAUUAAUGCUGAAUAUAUUCGUAUGGCUGAUCAAUAUAUCGAAGUACCUGUAUUUCGCCGAACGUACUUGUUUGGGCUGGCUGGGGACAUGCAUCCGAGAAUCCUAAUCAUUAGCGCAGACGAUCGUUCAUUAGGUAAUAAAAUAUCAUUGCUCAAUUUGCAAAUGUUCCUACGAGUACAAGGUCAUGUUAUUGUUUCCGAAAGUGUUUACGAAGAGGCAUGCAUCAAGGACGUUGAUGAUGGUUUAAAUAAAAAAAAUAUCCUAAAUGAUCAAAGCUUCAGAGGGUGGAGGAGAAAAAGAAUUAGAAAGUGGAAAAUCCAGAUAAUUAAGCAAGCAUUUGCUCAAGUUCAAGGUGAAGUUCCCGGUUCACCGAUUUUCAUCAUGCCACUUGCUCGAGAUGCUCGUAAUCUCGAAGUUCAAGUUUUAGCGGAUCGAUACGGAAAUGCGAUCCAUUAUUUAGAAGAGAUUGUUCGGUUCAAAGACGUCAUCAAAAGAUCAUUUAAGAGGCUCUCGUUACUAUUACAAAACAAGAGACAUUUGUAUCAAAGGAAAGGGCUGCUGUCUGAUUAG
Molecule: messenger RNA, 594 nt
Organism: Funneliformis geosporum
Lineage: Eukaryota; Fungi; Glomeromycota; Glomeromycetes; Glomerales; Glomeraceae
Source: the annotation of a GenBank genome assembly